AUGACAGUGCAAGAGUACCGAUUACAACUAGACGAGCACAGAGAACUCGCUAUAGAGUAUAGCGGUGACUUGUCUAAAGGCAGAAUUCAAGAGUCUGGCGUGGAAGACCCUGUACCUACUGCGCUGUUUCUUUCCAUAGACCAGAUUAGCCGUGAUCAUGCGUUUGCCGCUGACUAUCUGUUUCUUGCUGCAAGCGUAGACCGAAAAGCCAUUUCGCUCGAUCUUCUAGAGGCAGUCUCGAUGCAAGCAAGAGAAGAUGCUAUCAGGAUGCUUGACAAGUAUGCGCUCGUCACCAGACGACCUGCUGAGUCUGCGCUAGAUCUUCAUCGACUCGUCCAUCAAGCCCUACGCAAGCGACUGCAAAUGCAGGGACAGUUUUCGCUUCUUGCAAGCAAUCGAUCUUUCAUCCUACGCGAAGCCUCUCUCGCCUGA
Messenger RNA from Pyrenophora tritici-repentis Pt-1C-BFP, 432 nucleotides. The record is from RefSeq and is a predicted model, not a curated record. Lineage: Eukaryota; Fungi; Ascomycota; Dothideomycetes; Pleosporales; Pleosporaceae.